Molecule: messenger RNA, 2592 nt
Organism: Sycon ciliatum
Lineage: Eukaryota; Metazoa; Porifera; Calcarea; Leucosolenida; Sycettidae
Exons: 4
Coding region: 630-1973 (447 amino acids)
Source: RefSeq, a predicted model, not a curated record
GAUAACUAUCGUCAUUGGAACCUGGCUUCCCGGUAUUGAUGCCUGUGAUAAUUCUCGGGUAUUCCGACUGUUCGUCCCUGGCGAGCGGUUUCGUCGGCUUCCGCCAAUGUCCACGCAGCUCUUUUACUUGUCCGCGCGCGUUUCCUUUUCGGAUUUAGCCACGGAGCGUCAAACAAGUUUGAAGUACUUUCGAUGAGAGCUGCUGGAAGCGGGUUGUGCGUCGCCUGGCUCGUUCUCAGUGUUACCUGAAGAAGGCUAGCUAGUGGAAGCAGCGAUACUAUCACCGCUACAGUGAUAAUAUUGAAUCGGUAGGACUGAACGUUCUACUCGACUCGAUCCGACCAAAACUGUGGAAGUUGUGUCUGUGUCUUCAAAACACACGCUUUGCUAGCGUUUCUCAGAGGAGAUAUCAUCAGUUUAUUCUCUGCCUGGCUGAGCGACACCCAUGACUUAUGCCUGGUUGUUACCGAAGUGUUGCUCCUGCGACCCUCACGGUCCAAAGUAGCAUACGUAUAGCCUAUAGCCUAGGUGUGUAAGGACGUGUGCAGCUAGCGUCUUCUCCACGUGUCGACACCAUCUUUCCUCAUCACCUGAUCAUCGAGCGGAGAAAAUCGACUUGCGGGUCAGGCAUGGAGUUCACCGCGCUGUCUCAAGUACCACAGCGCAGCAUGACAUCUACCAAGCUACCCCCUAACAGCGGAGGUUAUUGCAGCACUCUGAAGCUUCUCUACCUCUACCUUGUUUUGGUGGCACUUACGACGGAUGACGCAAGCCUUGUAUCUGCAAAUAAGUUCGGAACAUGGGAGUGUAAGUCGCGAGGUGUCGUUGUCAGCCGAGGUGACUUUGUCAAUUCGUCGUACGCACCAUUUGUGUCGCCUCGCACAUCGUCCGAGUGUCCCGGACAGAACGUUUACUUUCACAACACCGAGUGCGACUUUGAGUUCGAAGCACCCGAGGGCUACCACAUCUACGUGGAGUUUGUCUCUUUCGACUUGGACGUGAACUGUAACUACGACUAUGUCUUCCUGACCAGCAGACGUCGCUCACGCCACAUGUGCAGCACGGACCCUAACAAAAGUAGACUUCUGCUCUAUGAUGUCACACAAGAGUCGAAGAUGCGAGUUGAGUUUGUAACUAACGACCACUAUCGCUGUGGCGGAUUUUCGGCAUUCUUCUCAGCCUAUAAGCCGCCACCGAGUGUCCGCGAAUACUAUCGCCGAAAGAAAAGAAGCACCUACCCUGGAAGCUAUCUUAAAGAGGCUCUGGCAGAGCUAGAUGUAGAUGAUCACGAGAAGGUGCACGGCAGAAACCUACUGGGCUGGCAUGAUGACAGCGAUGUACGUGCACUGGGUCAUGACACGGCCACAGGACGAGAGCGACGCAGUGACAGUGACAGCGAUAGUGAUAGUGGAGCCACGAGAAGAACUUCUGUCCGGAGAAGCUACACCCGGAGGAGGAGGACGCAGACACGCAGGUACAGUGGCUCAUCGUCAGCGGAGGGUGGCCGGAGAUCCCGCAAGAAGCUGCCCAAUGCUUUAGAAGCCCAGAGUGAGCACGCCUUUGAGGAGCUUUACGCAGAGUCACAGGAAGUUGUCGGAGAUUCGCAGCUGCAGUAUAUUCAUAUGGUGUUGAAAAUCAACGGGAAGCCAGUGACGAUCGAUGGCAAAAUGUCUGGCAGGAGUCUUCGAAGCAGGAUUGAAGCAGAGUGGCUGCGGUUCAAGGAUGAUGCAAAGAUGAAUGAGCUACGCAAGGAGGUCUACAAGCUGGCCAACAUCGCCAAGAAGAACUACUGCAGGAUGUGUUCUGAGACGUGCUUUGACAAAUGCCAGUGCAUCCGUGCGGGCACGUUGAUGAAACUCAAGGAUUAUGUGACUGGUAGUAGCAGUGAUGACAACCAACGUAGUAACAGCUACCGUAGGAGAACGAAACGGAGCCGAUCGGAAAGUUAUUGCAAAUGCCGCCCUGGAAAAUGAGGAUGACUGAGAUUGACUGUUGCCGUUCCACAAAGUACAGGAUCAAUAGAUCUGUAGACCUGCCUGUAAUAGUGCAGGUGCGAUGCCUUAAAUGAUGAGCAUCUCCCAUGGAUUGUGUUUGCUAUUAGUUCUUAGAUUGUAGAUGUAGAUGUGUGAGUACACUGUUCAUCGUCUCAUAGCCAGUUACACACCUCCAUUUUUUGUUUUUAUCUCUCCUGCCCAUACCGGUGCACCGGAUUGCUUGAGAGCUACCUUGAAGACCGUGCCGUAGUUGCUAAAACGCCGCAGUGUUAGUCUGAAUCAUUCUUGAUCAUCUUUUAUACAGUUUGUACGAAUACAUGCUCACCCAAUGCAGGCUGUAAACUGCUGGAUCAAUUUGCUAUAUCCUUUAGUUCAAGCUGACCUAUCACCUAAGAUCAAAAGUACCUGUGUACAGAUGUCGGUGAAUUUCAUCUGCCUGUGAUCUAGUGUCCCAUCCAAACAAAUUCUAUUCACUGAAAUCCGGCUGUCUCAUGACUUUACUACAUGAAGUCUAUCCAAUGACACAUGUGCAAGUGCUAUCUUCUCUCCAUUGCUUGUAUUUUCUUUACUAUUUGCGGAACGACUUUUUCUGCCAUUG